AUGACCAGUGCUAUCAUUUCUACGGGCACUGAUAACGAGGAUACCACGACAGCAGACGACGUGGGCUUGGACUCGGCAUCACAAGUUAGUGACGCGGAAAUCCGCGACAUGACUUCGUACGACACACGCUGGGCUUCGCCGCCGCCUUAUCAGACUCUGGGAGAGCGGCAGGAGGAGGAGAGAGAGGUCUUGCCACGCCUUGUUGCAUUACUGGAAGAGCACGAGCGGAAUGUAGCGGCAUGCUAUGAUGUAGACGAAGUCAUCGGCGCCAUCACGCGGUUUUACCGACUGCUCAUCGACAUGGGACAAUGGGAGCCUGAGGAUCUUGUCUACCCGCCGCACACUAACCCGCCAAUCAAUGUUCAGCGUGCUUUUCAGCUGGGAUAUGAUGAGCGAGUCGUCCAGCUGAUGCAAAAACUGCCUUAUCUCAAGUGGACCGUCGGCCACGACGAGAAGAAAUGCAUCCUUUUCCGAACAUCGUUCGUCAAUUACACGAAGAACGAGGACCUCGAAAAGGGCCGCCAGCCAUACCCCGGCUACGAGCUUGAUCCGUGGCUAUUGCCACUGCUGGUACCGGGCAGAUACGGCUGGCUCGUUAUGCUCGACACGGAGCUUGGUGUCGUGCGCGCAUUUGAACCCCACGGCUUCUACCGACCUGACUUGAUCGAGUUCAAGCGCCACGGCCUGCCACCGGAGGAUCCAGAUCAGGACCCCCAUCCGUGGCGGCGCGUGCCAACGGUCCCUGCUUCCCAAUACUUCAACACGUUAAUUGAGGUAUAUCGCUCCCUUGAACGACUCCCAAUUAUCGACCCAGGCAUGAACGACCCUGCAGAGACACUUUACAAACUUUCACAUGAACAUUUACCGUCCUCCCAGAAGGAGUGGAACACGCAGUCAGCGCUCCUCGAUCUGUACAGAGAAUGCGGCUGGCCAGACAGCUGGCGGCGCGCCGAGUUCCUUUCUAAAUGGAGAGCCAAGAAGGCUGAAAUAGAUUAUUAG
This is a messenger RNA of Mycena indigotica, 999 nucleotides long. RefSeq names its product SWIM-type domain-containing protein. The coding region runs from base 1 to 999 and encodes 332 amino acids. The transcript has 2 exons. The record is from RefSeq and is a predicted model, not a curated record. Lineage: Eukaryota; Fungi; Basidiomycota; Agaricomycetes; Agaricales; Mycenaceae.